CGCUGGGGCGAGCAGCUCCCCGCGGGCACCCGCCGGCGCCGCCAACCUCCCGGCUCCUCUGGCCGCUGCGGCGCGGCGCGGUCAGGCGCGGCACGGGCAGCCCCGCGCCGGCGGCGGCGAAGGCCACCUGCGGGCGCGAAAGGCCCCGGGGGCGGGAGGCGGUGGCACCAUGUCGGUGAGCGACAUGUUCAUCGCGCUGCAGGGCGUCCUCACCGCCGACCAGGACAUCCGCGAGGAGAUCCGGAAGGUGGUGCAGGCGCUGGAGCAGACGGCCCGGGAGAUCCUGACGCUGCUGCAGGGCGUGCACCAGGGAGACGGCUUCCAGGCCAUACCAAAGAAAUGUCAGAAGGCUCGUGAACACUUCAGUACAGUGAGAACGCAGCUGGAAUCUCUGAAGACCAAGUUUCCUGCUGAUCAGUAUUACAGAUUUCAUGAGCACUGGAGGUUUGUGCUUCAGCGGUUGGUGUUUCUGGCAGCAUUUCUAGUCUACUUGGAGUCAGAAACGUUAGUGACCCGAGAAGCUGUUGCAGAAAUACUUGGGAUUGAAGCUGAGCGAGAGCGGGGCUUUCACCUGGACAUUGAAGACUAUCUUUCUGGUGUAUUAACACUCGCCAGUGAGCUGUCCAGACUGGCAGUGAACAGUGUCACAGCUGGUGACUAUUCUCGCCCUCUCCGCAUCUCCACUUUUAUCAACGAGCUGGAUUCUGGCUUCCGUCUCCUCAACCUGAAGAAUGACUCUCUGAGGAAACGUUACGAUGGCCUGAAAUACGAUGUCAAGAAAAUUGAGGAAGUGGUUUACGAUUUGUCCAUCAGAGGACUCAAUAAGGAGGCAACGGUUGCUGUGGGUGGAGAGAAAUGAAGGAUGCUCAUUUUAACAGCAUCAUUGAUUACCUCAGAUGGUUGCCAAUUUAGGAAGCGUGUUAGUGAAACCUUCCUACAGUAGUUUAGAAGAACUGCAGCUGAAAGCUGCUCUCUAUUUUCUUACAAAAGCUGUUGUACGGGUGUUAGAUCUCAAAAUGUUUUGUUAAAUCAUGUCUAGAUUAGGGGAGGAGGCUCUCUGUUUCCAGUGGAAUUCCUCUGUUAAAACACAUGGUGCCAUUCAGUGCACAGCAGCAAUAGUAGUCACUGACUCCCAUGAGGUGGAAUUCUCUGUAGUUCUGUAGCGUUGCUUCACUGCUCUGGCAGCAAUGUGCUUCAGCUGUCUCUGCCCACACACCUUUAAAGAUGUGUGCUCACUGCAGAUACAUGUGAUGUUUUAAAAACCACAGUGUGUAAAUAGGUAUACAUUUUUUUAAGACACUGAUCGUUAUUUUUUUGCCUUUUUGUUUCUUAAAAUGGCUUCUGUUAACAUAUGCCCCCCUUUACUGAGAAAUUAGUGAAAAUAUUCCUGAGAAUGUCUCCAUUGGAACUAGUGUAUUGCACUCGGGCACAUCUCUCUCUCUCUUUCUGUCGUGUUGUUUUCCUUCCCUCCAAGGUUUCUGUUACCAGGGGGAGCAAGUUUUUCUCAAACAUCUGCUUUCACUGGCUGGUAUUUGUUUUACUGACAUAAGUAAAUGCUGAGUUUUAAUAUAGUCAUUUGCCUUGAGAACUCAGUGUAACCAGUUUUUUUUUUUUUUAACUACACGGUUUCCAAAUAGAGAAGUGCUAACUGAUAAACUGCAGGUAGAGCCUGAGUAGCCAUACUGCAUCUGUGCUCUGGGGUUAAAAAAAAAACCAAAACCCACACCAAAACUAUAGCUCAUGUUGUAAAAUGUUUGUAUCUUCAGAAAAUGGGAAAGUACUACCUUCAGGUACUUUGCAUGUAAGAUGUCUGCAAACACCAACCACCCCUUUCGUUUGUGGAAAUGGACAGACUCAUACCUCCCAGUCUGUGUGGUCUCUUGUCCUAAAUGACUGAGUUUUGCCAUUCUUCUCCUUCUGCUGGUGUGGGAGGGUUAAGGAGAAAAACUGACUUCUUUAGGAGGACAAGUAUUUCCAGAGGAUGAACGCGGAUAGUCAUGAUUAUGUGGGGUCUGUUAGUGUUUCUUUUUUUUUUUCUUUUCUUUUUUUUUUUUUUUGUGUAGCAAAAUUUACCAGUGUUUCAGUUAGGGUUUGGUUUUUUUUAUUGGAAGAAAAUGGUUUCUUUGUUACUUUGGCCAAUAAAAGCUGUUCUUUGAUUUUG
Molecule: messenger RNA, 2161 nt
Organism: Falco peregrinus (peregrine falcon)
Lineage: Eukaryota; Metazoa; Chordata; Aves; Falconiformes; Falconidae
Gene: TSN
Product: translin
Exons: 6
Coding region: 170-859 (229 amino acids)
Biological process (GO): RNA metabolic process
Cellular component (GO): cytoplasm; nucleus
Molecular function (GO): RNA binding; sequence-specific DNA binding; single-stranded DNA binding
Source: RefSeq, a predicted model, not a curated record